AUGGGUUGUAUAGCAUCUAAAUAAUCCUAAAAUGCUUCUAGAGAUAAUCCUCAUAGUUAACUUAAUUGUUCAAAUGAUCUACCAAGACAAAAACUAUUAACUUUAGAGACUAAACCAGAGGAAAGGAAAAGCAAAUAACCGAAGUCUUUAGAUAAAAACAAGAUUGUUGAAUUAUUUUAAGCUGAGCAUCAAUAAAUCUAUAGGAAUAAGAAGUUCCAACAUGAUUAUUUUAUUACUGAAGAAAAAGUCUUAUUAAAUGGAUUUUAAGGAAAGAUAUUUGUGGUUGAAAAUAAAGUCACAGGACUUAAAAGAAUAGCUAAGAUCACUAGAAAUACAUUAAAUAAUGAAUAGAUUACUAAAUAUGUUGAUGACUUGCAAUCACUUAAAAAAUUAGUAAGUUUCAUAAAAAUAUUUAGGAUCAUCCUAAUAUUAUUAAAUUAUUUGAUUUUUAUUAUGAUGAUAAACACAUAUAUUUGGUAGAAGAAUACUAUGAUGGAGGAGAUUUAUAUCAAAGAUUAAGCACAGAAAUGCAUAGUUAAGAGAAAAUUCAUGUGGCAUUUGUUUUUUAAUAGGUUUUAUCAGCAAUUUAUUAUUUACAUUCAUAAGAUGUUAUACAUAAAAAUAUAUAAACAAGUGGUGUAGUAGUAGCAUAAAAAUCUAAUUUAUUAAUUAAGUUAACUGGAAUUGAUGACUUAUUUAAUAUUUUUUAAGAAUCUGAUUCUGAUAUUAGUUAUAGAGCACCGGAAACAUUUAAUGAUAAAUAUAAAUGGAAUAAGGCAGCAGAUAUAUGGUCAGCUGGUAUUAUAUUAUUUGAAUUAAUGUAUGGAAAACAUCCAUUUAAAGAUUAAAAUAAAUAAUUGACAAUUUAAAAUAUUAAGAGAAAUAAUAUUAAAGAAAAUAUUGAUUUGAAUACAAUUAAUGAUGAUGCAUUUAAAUUAAUUAGUGAUAUGAUUAAUCCAGAUUUUAAAAUGAGACCUAGUGCUAAAGAAUGUUUAAAAUUUAAAUUUUUUAAGACUAUUAGAAGAUCAUCUAUGAAAAUUACUAGUGCUUUAUUAAGAGUUAAAGAAUUUUAAAGAAAAAAUGAAUUAAAAUUAAUAUUAUUGAGUUUAAUGAUAGAAUAUUUAAUGCCUAAAGAAGAACGUGAUAAAAUAGCUUAAACUUUUUAUAAAAUUGAUCUUAAUAAUGAUGGUAAAAUAUCGAAAACUGAAUUGUAUUAAUAAUAUUUACAAAGAUCUGGUAAAGAAGAUUAGGCAAGAGAAGAAGUAGAUAAGAUAUUUUCAUAAUUAGAUAUAAAUGGAAAUUAAUUUUUAGAAUUCAAUGAAUUUUUAAUUGCAUCUUGUAAUAAAACAGAUCUUUUGAAUGAAGAAAAUCUUAAGAAUUUCUUUAAUAAAUUAGAUAGAGAUCGUAGUAAACAAAUAUCUGCAAAUGAACUUAAAGUCUUUUUCUAUAACACUAAUUUAUCUUAAUCAGAUUGGCAAUAAGUAAUUUAGUUGGGUUAAAAUAAAGAAGAAACAAAUCAUAAAAUGUCUUAUUAAGAAUUUGUUUCUUUGUUGACUGAAAAUUGA
Messenger RNA from Paramecium primaurelia, 1565 nucleotides. The record is from the annotation of a GenBank genome assembly. NCBI's taxonomy places the organism in Eukaryota, Ciliophora, Oligohymenophorea, Peniculida, Parameciidae.